AUGGCACUCCAACCAUGCAAAAUAUUAUCUUUGAUUUCUCCCAAUUAGUUUUUGAUACAAACCUAAUAACAAAAGACAAUUAUUGUUGGAAACGGAAUUCCUAAUUUUUUAACAAGAUCCAAAACAAAUAUUAAUCAAAAGGCUAUAGAUGUGUACUUUUAAUAAUUGAGAUUCGUCAAUAAGGAAGCAUUGUACAUUACUAAAGCUAACUAAUUAUAAAUAAAUGGAGCAGAAUUAUAAUAGGACAUUCCAGAUGAAACAGAAAUUCAUUUAAAACUCAUUGGUGUUUAAAAUGAGAAUCCAAAUUAAACACAAUAAGUUCAAGAUUUUAUCAAAUAACAUAGGAAUAAAUCCUUAGAUGCCAUCCUAGUCUCUUUCGAAGGAAAUAUUUUAAAUUUCCUCUAUAAUAAGGAGACAUUGAUAAGUUUAAUUCCUAGUGCUAUUUAUAUAGAUGAAUUUGCAAUUUAAGAUUCAGGAUACUCCAAAAUUAUGUAGAAGGAAUGGCUUAAUAAAGAGUUUACCAUAACUUUCAAAGGAACUUAAAUUAUGACUGUCAUUCAUGAAAGAAAUUCAAUUAACUUUCCAAUUCUAAAAGCUGACUUAUAUCUUUCAAGUUAAUAAAAUAAUGAAUUAAGUAAUGAAUUCUACAUUUCCUUAAUUUCAAAUGGAUAUGCAUUUAUUACUGAUUGGGGCAAAUUGAAUUUAUCUUAAAAUUCUUUUCAAUUAUUGUUUUAGAGCUAAGAGGAAGCUAAAAAAAAUAAUUUGGGACUUUGGAAGAAUGGAGAAUUAGAUAGAAGGAUGCUCAAUUCAGUUAGUUCUUAAACUAUUGGAUAAAUUGUCGAAAUAGUAGAGGCUAAUUAAUAUAUAGUUAAAACUGAUAAGGAAAUAUUGACAAUAAAAUUAGAUAGGAUUUUCAUUGAAGGAUUAGAAGCCAAAGAAUUUGCUAGGAAAUUACUAAUAGGAAAGCAAGUUCAUAUUCUAUAAGUAGGAGAUAACAUACCACUUCAAACCAUAUAACUGUGCGAUAACAAUUUAGAUAUAGAGGAUGAACUUAUUGCCAAUGGAUGGGCAACACCUAAGGAGAACCAUCCUUAGUUAUCAAAGUUUAAAUUUCAGCAAUUUUAAUAAAUGAAUCUAUUGGCUAAAUAGAAGAAACUUGGAUAGUAUAGUCCAGAACUGACUUGGAGAAUUGAAGAUUAAACAGAUUAGAAAUAGGGAAAGAGUGUUAACGAAAUAAUUUGGUCUAGUAUUCAGAGAGAUAAAUAAAGUUCAAAAUAAUCAGGCAUGAAUACUGGUAUUACAAUCAAAGAUGAUAAUUAACUUGAAGUAUUGAUAGAUAAAAUAUUGCCUAAUGGAAACUUUGUUGUAACGAUAUUAAAGUAUCAUUCAAUGGUUAACUUUACCAUAUCUGGAAUAGCUAUGCUAUCUGAAUUUGCAACAAGUUUUCCAAAUGUUACCAAAUAUGAAGAGAAAAAAUAAUAAUUUAUUUAUAAUAUUUUAAUACAAAGAAAUGCUUGGAUUCAUUUUGAAAGUUUUAAUAUUUUGGAGAAUAUGUUUUAUGGAAAGAUUUAUGAGAAGAAAAAUAAUAAAGAUUCCGAUUUCACUUUAUAAUUGCUUAAAGAAGGAUUAACAUUUAUCAAGAAUAAUACUGAUUUUUAUAGUAAAUAUGAGGAUGCUUAAAAAGAGGCAGAGAAACUUAAGAAAGGAUUUUGGAAUGAAUCCUACGCUUAAUUUAUAAUAGACUUUUCACAAAAUAAAUAAACUUUAAAGAAACAAAUAAGUAAUUAGGGAAACAUAUAAAAAAAUGAGAAUUAGCAAAUCUAAAAAGUCACUGUCACUGCUGUUAAUGAUUGUCAUGAAUUUUACCUCAGAAAAGAAAACAAUCCUGAGUUUGAAGAACUAGAAAUUCAAAUUGAAAAAGCAGCUUUGAUUCCUCUCAAGAAACCAGUAAAGAAAGGGACCUUGUGUUUAGCAAGAUUUUCUGAAGACAAUAGAAUUUACAGAGCUCAGGUAUUGCAAGCCUUUAAGAAUGAUAAAUUCUUAAUCAAAUUUAUAGAUUAUGGCAAUAAUGAUGAAGUCAGCUAUCAAGAUAUGGGAGUAUUGCCUGCUUAAUUUACAAAUGUUCCUUAAUAGGCUAAAAUGUGUUCCUUAGCUUAUUUGAGAGUUCCUCCAUCAACACAUGAAUAUGCAGAAGAGGCAUCUGAUUUAUUUAGGGAAUUGCUACUUGAUUAAUAAUUUGAUUCUAAAGUUGCAUAUACUGAGAAAUCAUCCAAUAGAUAAUUUGUAACUCUUUAGCCAUAAGACUAACCAGAUGAAUUAUAGUUCACAAUUAAUAAAAUUGUAUUAGAAAAAGGGUUAGGAAGAAUAGAUGAUAGAGUCUUAUACAAUCCUUUGAAAGAGUUCAAAAAUUAUGAAAUUGAAGCAAAAGGUAAUGGAAUUGGAAUUUGGGGAUUCGAUGAUUGUUUAGAGGAUGAAAAAUAAUUUGAAGACGAGUAUGACUUUUAUGAUUGA
Molecule: messenger RNA, 2511 nt
Organism: Paramecium tetraurelia
Lineage: Eukaryota; Ciliophora; Oligohymenophorea; Peniculida; Parameciidae
Exons: 5
Cellular component (GO): cytoplasm
Source: RefSeq, a predicted model, not a curated record